ACGCUGAGAUGAAAUUACGCACCGAUGGACAUUGCGCGCACCAAGCUCCAAAGUGGACAGCUGCGAACUUUGAACAGCUUUAAAUAAAACAUUAAAAACAAAAGCCUCAGCAAAAGGAUUAUCUCACCUUGUACUCCGUCCAAAUACGCGAACAUAGCGUGGGAUUUUGUGUUUUUUUUUAAACGCCAGAUGGAAAGGCACGCAGUCUGUUUUUCUAUGCUUCCGAUUUGAGAAUAAUGGACCUCUAGUUGGAGUGGAAGAAGAAAACUUACUGUGCGCUAGUCCUGAUAAACCCGUAUGUCAUGUGGGAGGAAAAUAAUUUGGCAGAGCCGAACGUUUGUCCUGACCGUGAAGAAAGUCCCGCAGAAGACACUUUUGGAUUUGGAGAUGAUCUGGAGUUAAAUCAGUUCGAUGGAUUGCCCUUUUCCUCGCGUUACUACAAGUUACUGAAGGAGAGGAAAACUCUGAGUGUGUGGAAGGUCAGAUGUCAGUUUGAGGAUGCUCUUGCAAACAACCAGCUGGUUAUUGUGUCCGGGGCAGCAAAGACUGGCAGGAGUACACAGAUCCCUCAGUGGUGUGCAGAGUUCUGUCUGUCUGCCCAGUAUCAGCAUGGUAUGGUUGUGUGCACUCAGACCGGCAAACAGCAGGCUGUAGAUCUGGCCUUGCGUGUCGCUGAUGAAAUGGACGUCAACAUAGGCCAUGAAGUUGGUUACACCAUCCCUCUGGAGACCUGCUGCUCCUCUGACACUGUUUUGAGGUACUGCACUGAUGAUAUGUUGCUGAGAGAGAUGAUGUCUGACCCUUUUCUUGAGCACUACGGGGUCAUAAUCAUUGACCAGGCCCAUGAAAGGACGGUUGGCACAGACAUUCUGCUGGGUCUCCUCAAGGACAUCCUGCUGCAGAGGCCUGAGCUCAGGGUGGUGGUUCUCACUGUGCCGCCCAUGACAGACAAGCUUCUGAGACAUUAUGGCAGUGUCCUGCAUAUCAGUCUAGAGUCCUCAUGCACUGCUGAAGUUGUGCACAGCAACAACGGCAACAAAGACUACUUCUACUCAACACUGAGACUCGUGCUGGAGAUCCAUCGGACCAAAGAGGGUGGAGAUGUUUUCGUAUUUUUAGGCUCAGCUGAGGAGGUCCACUGUGCCUAUAGUAUACUCCAAAGAGAAGGGACCAGGUUGGGUGGACAGUUGGGACAAAUGGUACUUGUAGUCCUGUGCUCAGGCCAAGGAGGGCUACUUCCUGUCCUGCCUGAGCAGUCAUGCUCCACAAAGUCCAGAAAGGUUUUUCUCAGUACCCGUCAAGGUGAGGAUGCAUGGUGGGCUACAGAGUCUGUCAAAUUUGUCAUUGACACAGGAGUCCAGAAGAAAAUGGUGUACAAUCCGAGAGUAAGAGCUAGCUCAGAGGUUCUUCAACCCAUCAGUCAAUGCCAGGCAGACAUUCGCAAGCAGCUGUCUGGACCAUCAGGUAAAUGCUUCUGCCUGUAUCCAGAAGCAAGCCUAACUUCUGCAGAGAACUCCCCACAGAUCUUGGAGUCCAACAUUACACCGACAGUUCUUUUCCUCAAAAGGAUGGAGAUUGCAGGCCUUGGACAGUGCAGUUUCAUCGACAGACCAGAUCCAGAGGGUCUCAUGCAGGCACUGGAGGAGCUCGAUUACCUUGCAGCUUUAGACGAUGAUGGCAACUUGUCUGAAAUUGGCAUCAUAAUGUCUGAAAUCCCUCUGGAACCUCAGAUGGCCAAAGCGCUGCUAGCAUCCUGCGAGUUUGACUGUGUGAGUGAGAUGCUGACAAUCACAGCCAUGUUGUCAGCACCAAGCUGCUUUGUGGAGCCGCCUGCUGCCAUGAGCCACGAGGCAGUCCAGUGUCACAGGAAGUUCCAGCACCCUGAAGGAGAUCACUUCACCCUCAUAAACAUCUACAACGCCUACAAACAAAACCAGAGAGAACAAUAUUUGACUACUGAAAAGUGGUGCCAGGACUAUUUUCUAGAUCAUUCUGCGUUGAGGACAGCCGAUUCCAUUAGAUCAGAGUUGACUGACACACUGAACAGAAUUGAGCUCCCCAUUUCUGAACCCUCCUUUGGAACCAAGACUAACACUCACAACAUCAAAAGAGCUCUGCUGGCUGGAUUCUUCAUGCAGAUUGCUCGAGAUGUGGACGGAUCAGGCAACUACUUCAUUCUUGCACAUAAGCACAUGGCUCAGGUGCACCCACACUCCUGCUACGGGGCUCAGUCACACAAGCUGGGACUGCCUGAGUGGGUUGUUUUCAAUGAGUACAUCCUUUCAGAAAACUGCAUGAGAAUAGUCUCGGAAAUUUCCCCGCAAGUGUUCGUUGAAAUUGCACCACUGUACUUCUUCUACAAUCUGCCCCCUAGCGAAAGCAAAGAUAUACUGCAAGACAUGUUGGAUCCACAGGGAUCCAAAAACCGCAAAGAGAAGAAACAGGAAGCUGCAACAACAAGUGGUGACGUAAACAGUGGCUGUGCAGCAGUGACACAGACGUAUGACAGAUGUAUGAUUCAGUAAACUGAAAAAUCACAAAUUUAGACUGCAAAUGCAUGAAUGCUUGUAAGACAUUUGUAUAAUUAAUACAGUAAAGCUUAAUUUAUUACAUUAAAUUACUCAUGUGUACUACCCAAUGUGCUUACAGUGCUGAGAAGGCAAAGAUGUCUGUGCUGUAAAUAUAGAAAAGUUUGCAGUUUAAUAGUUGUGAUCUAAAAACAAUGAGUGAGGGGGUUUUCCGCAACACUGCUUAGGUGUGGACUUUAUGCGCACUGUCAUUUGAUAUACCUCACAGGCAAAA
Molecule: messenger RNA, 2802 nt
Organism: Pundamilia nyererei
Lineage: Eukaryota; Metazoa; Chordata; Actinopteri; Cichliformes; Cichlidae
Gene: dhx32a
Product: DEAH (Asp-Glu-Ala-His) box polypeptide 32a
Exons: 11
Coding region: 303-2525 (740 amino acids)
Cellular component (GO): intracellular anatomical structure; spliceosomal complex
Molecular function (GO): RNA binding; helicase activity
Source: RefSeq, a predicted model, not a curated record